Siniperca chuatsi (mandarin fish) is the source of this 921-nucleotide messenger RNA. RefSeq lists its product as uncharacterized. The record is from RefSeq and is a predicted model, not a curated record. The transcript is spliced from 5 exons. The coding region runs from base 160 to 921 and encodes 253 amino acids. Lineage: Eukaryota; Metazoa; Chordata; Actinopteri; Centrarchiformes; Sinipercidae.
AGAGAGAGAGAGAGAGUCACGCCUCUACUGCUGACAGGUCACUGAAGGAUGCAUCUGCGAUUAAGGCUGCAUGCUGGAUUGCUUACUUCUAAAACACGUCAUGAAAACCCUGGUUCAGGUAGAGCCUGAAGCAGAUGACGUAUUUAAGUGGAGGCCACAAUGGAUGCCAAACUGAACUCUACAGAUAUGAAUGAAAAGAUGGGUGGAAAUGACGACAAAGCAAAGUUCCGUGACUCACUAGCCACUGCUUCAAAGUCGCCCAUUAUACCUCACAACUCCAUCACAGGUCAAACAGGAUCUUUGACUGAAGUCACUAGUUUUUCAGAGCACAUCUCCACUGAGGACACUAAAUUAUCUUCAACUGACAUCUCUGUGAAUGUGUUCCCAAAUAAAACAAUAGAAGCCUCUGUUGAAACCAACUUUCAUAAUAACCCAAAAGGAGGAGUGACCAGAGCAGUAUCCAUGUGUAGCCCAUGCUCUGUGGAGAAAGACCAGCCAAAGCCUCUAUGUGCCCUGCUGCCAUCCUCUAAGGAGACCCGCACAGUCUACGAAGUGAGUCAGUCAUUCACAUCCAUCAGCGGGAGUCAAGAAAGCCCCAAAACCACUACGGUCCACGCUGAGCCAGAUGGUGACGACCUUUGCGCUGCAAUCCUUUUGGCCUGCCUCUUCUGCCAUCCACUGGACUGUUUCUUGGCCAUGAUGAGAGGGUGUAACGAGUGUGUUUGGUCGCUGUGCUCAUCCCUGUGCGGCUGCGAGCCCACCACUCUGCAGCCCCUCCUGGACGUCACCCACCACUGUGACCUCUGCGGGUGUCUGGGUGUUCGCUGCUUCCUGUGCGACUGCCCCGUCUGCGACAUCUGCCUUCAGGCUACAGAGUGCCUGGACCUCGCUAUGGAAGUCUCUCAAAUGCUUUACCACUAA